Pleurotus ostreatus (oyster mushroom) is the source of this 3126-nucleotide messenger RNA. RefSeq lists its product as uncharacterized. The record is from RefSeq and is a predicted model, not a curated record. NCBI's taxonomy places the organism in Eukaryota, Fungi, Basidiomycota, Agaricomycetes, Agaricales, Pleurotaceae. The transcript has 15 exons. Bases 1 to 3126 code for a protein of 1041 amino acids.
AUGACAAUCGUCGCUCUUUCAGCUCUGCUCGCCUUGUUGCUGCACCCAAACGCCCGCGUCAAUGCCCAGGGCAACCUAGCAACGUUCCCAGCUACGCCUCUCGCCUCCAAGCAUUUUGCCUAUCCCACAGGCCUCCCCUACCAAGCCGACUCCGAACAACUCAUACGCGGAACGCAGACGGGGUACAGCAUCUGCAACUCAACAACGGGGAGCCAGAACUCGUUAUGCCAGACCUCGUUCCUCAACGCCCUCGAUGACUUCUGCUUAUGGGCCCCAAUAAACCCCAACUCGACUAUCCCGGACACCGAGGGCGAGGAAGUCGCGUGGUGCACGAAACCCGGGCGCGGCACGCGUCUCAUCCCUGCCGGCGCGCUCAAAGGCGUCCAGUUCAUGCCGGCUUUAUCGACCAGAGCCUCAUCAACAUCCAAACCGGCGAUUUCGGUGGCGAGCUCGACCCACACGGUGCUGAUCUGCGUGGCAAUCCGCUCGGCGGGCUGGUCUACUCCACUGCGUGGUCUGGGAAGAACGACACGUUCACGCAGGUCAUUGAAUGGCACAACUUCAUGGGCGGCGACGCCUUCUGCUUCAAAGUCUGCGACCCCUCGCGCCCCAACGCCGCCAACUUCUGCCAGCCGCGGUGACGGCAGCGGGUGUACAAAAGUUGGAAUAUCUGGUGUACAAACAAGGUCAACGGAAGCAUUACCAUUUUCAUCUGUCUCUAAGUUUGCCAUCCACACCAUUGCUUCAGCGUCGACGUUGAAGCCCCCAUCCAAACACGCGGAUCCGACCUUGGAUUUAUGUGCCCCCAUUCGUCCUCUGCAUCGAAAUACGUUCAGCAUCUUCGUUUUCUUCUCCGCUGCUCCCCGUGCGGCCGCUUCGACAUUUGAGGCGUAUUUCGAGGCGUGUUCCUCUCCUCCAGCAAGCAGCGUGUCUUCGCCCCUCACGGGUGUCUUCGCUACGAGACUUGAAACUGCUCCUUAUCUCAUGCCGCCGCUGUUUGCACGUCUAUGUUUAGGUAUUCGGGUCGUGGAGGAGGCUGGGGACCCGCGACGUGGCAGCUACAGGCAGACAAUUCCUGUGGUACAGGAGAUGCGCUCUCUAGUAAAGGCGCUGCCUAGGACACUACGUUUGUCACAAUCCACGAUGGAUAUGCACCCCACUCGCCCUCGUAUCGCUGUCUCAGCCACUCUCGUCGGACUACCCGCGCGCAACGAAACGAUAAACGGGAGAUCCGUUGUAAGGGACAGACGGUGCCGGAGAAUAGACACAUCACGAUGGAAUGGGGCAGAGACGGAAUGCGAACGAACGGGAUACGGGAUACGAGAUAUGAACAGGAGAGGCGUGUUGCUGCGCCAGCAUCAGCGCGACCGUGCGGGAAUGAGGCGGUGGGAGAGACGUCACCGAAGCAGCAAAAUUGCGAGACCCAUGAAUACGAAUAUCAGCCAGGACAUUGCCUCCCUGUCUCUACAGGACGCGACCCCACUGUCGCUUAUACAUGAACCCCUACAGCCAGGUCUUGCGGCCACCUUCAUAUCGGUUGCAAACUCUUUGGGUUUGGCCCGACUGCCGUGGUUUUCGCCACCGGACCUCCUUGAUAUAAGCCAUACUAAUGAUUGCCGUCGCAAGCUGCUGGAGAGGCAGCUUUUCCAAUGCCCCCGGGAAGUAGGGGCUUGGGUUACGGACCCAUACCGCGAAGACAAUAGAACGUCCUUGGUCUUGUGUUCCAUCUUGACCCAAACGCUUUUGGCUUUCAAGGAGGGAGACGCUGCGAUCGACAGAUACCCAUGCGACACUCUCCAUCUGGAAAACGGAUGCAUCAAGUUCUCUGGCGGUCUCACUGACACUAUAACUAAACUCUAUGAUUGGCCGUCCGCUGUGCUAGACAAGGCCCUCCGUGCAAUGGAAACCGAGCGAAAGAACCAGCAUAAGGGGUCUAUGGAGAGCAUACCUAAAGGCGACGACUCUGUUUCGAAUUUAUUCUCGAUCUUCAAUAAAUACAAGAAACGAGGCCUUUAUGCCAAAAUCCUUGCCAAUAUCGUCAUUGCUGCGAUGGGACUUCGAUAUUCGAUGGACGGAGUGGACCUUCCCGAGUACUGGGAUGAAACUGCCAAUAUUCCAGGCCUCAACCCCAACGAUAUACUGGAAUACAAGCCCCAGUACGGCACGUCUGGACCACGCAUCAUUUUACUACCGAUCCACCUCGCAGUCGCCCUAACCCCCCUUGUUCUUAUCAUGACGAAGGACUUGAUGGGAAAAAGUGUCUCGAGACAUUGGCCCCUGUUGAUGUGGAGGUCCCUGGGCUCUGCAAGGCCCCAGCAGCUUGCCGCAUACGAAGAUGUCAUAUGGAGGACCGUAUAUGCCAUCGCCACACGCCCGAGCGAAGUAGAGUCUUCCAUGAGGCAUAUGUUCGACCAACUCAAAGAAAUGGCGCACUUUGAGCCCACCAUCAAGGACAACGAUUUCGGCCUCUCUGACGACUCUACAACAUUCUUCGCCCAACUCACACCACUCAUCCACUCUUCCACGGCAUCGGUGGACAGUCUACUAUCGUCGAAACCUGGACCAUCCAAACCCCGUCCCACUGUCUCUCCUGGUGUCCACAAGGACCCAUCGUCGCAUGAUAGCAUUGCUGCCCAACGGCAAGACAAGCCACCGGAAGAUAUGAACGCCAAAGACAACAACGACCAAGCACCCGACGGCGACCAGGACGAAUGUGGAAGCAGGAGCCCGCCUCCAGGAGCUGAUACCCCAAUGCAAGUCGAUGGCCCUGCUGCCGGACCAUCAGGCGAUCAAGACAACGGCGGUGACAGCUCCGAUGGUGACGUCCAGAGGAAUGAUACCCUCGGUCCUCUACAGGACACCCACUCCAGCGACAACACAGACAAGGCACCGCGGCGCGUGAACUUACCUCCGGAUGUCGAACGUUCAAUGAUCUCCACUGGCGCGAUCUCCCUGCUACCAUACGCGUACCUGUCCAUCUGUAUGGGGCUGAUGUUGAGUGUUGUGAAAGACGCGCUGGCUCUUGCGAUGCCCGAAUAUCUUCUCGCCCCAUCUCACCAACCGCCACUUCCACCCACCACCUACGCCUCUACCUCCCAACGGUGCCAUAGCAGGAUGAGGGGGUGA